UUUCCAUGUUGCUGCAGGUACCAGUGUACUGCACACUGCCAGCUUGACUAACACUGUCUUCUGGGCUCCUUUUCUGAAAGGUGCUUUAUGUUAGGCUUGUGUCACCAUUUCCUCUGGUUUCUAGAGCCAGAAAAGAUUGUUCUUUCAGACGCUCUAUUUCAUUAGCAGUUAGAAGAUCAUUUCUGUUCUGAUCACACCAGUCCACCGUGUUAAAGUAUGUGAGUAUGCUACCCACAGUCCAGCCAGAGCCAAGGGAACCAGGACCCAAGUCUAAAUGACUCCACAAAUGGUACAGAGGCACAUUGCAACUUGAAAGCCCAUCGGGAGUUGAUUGAGUUUGCUCUGUAUGUCUCACCACACAGCCCUUUCACUGCACGGUAAAUUCAAACUGUGAUCAGCUGGCUUUUCUCCAGCCAUAAUGAAUUCAAAUUGGUUUAAGGGCAAUCAGCUGUGCUGCAGUUAACAGGUUUCUCCCAUUGCCUCUGGCAAAGCCGGAGCAGUGUGAGGGGUGGUGUCCGCUUCAUGGCUCUCGGCAGCCUGCUUUGUACUGAGCUCAUUUGGCUGGGCCAUGCUUCAGCCGAUCGAGGAUUUCUCACUGUUGUAGCUCCAGCCCUUCAAGAAACCCUGCAUGUUCACACAGCUGAUGUAAACUGUAUGCAUCCUGCCUUUGCGUCCUGACAGUGUUUCUUACUGGGGCCCGUGCCACCCACACCUUGGCUCUGUCAAACUCUAUCCCUGUUGCAAACUCGGUUGUAGAUGCUGAUGCGAGGUGGCAGCCAAAGGGGAUGCUGCUGAAUACCGAGGGAGGGGGAGAGGCAAAAGCAUGUCAGAGGCUCGGCGAGAUGCAAAGAGUUGCUGGAGGAAGCUGUGACCGAGCUGCUCUUUCCCAGGGAGGAUUCUCCACCCCAUCCUGGGUGGGAUCUAUAAAGCCUUGCUUAAAAGCGUGCUAGCAGUCAGUGUUGGAGUUGAGUUGCCCCGGGCAGGGCUUGCUUGCAGGGACACGGCAACGACUUCUGCAUAAGACAGUGAUACCUUGCGUUUCACUCUCCCCAUGGAAGAAAUUGAAGCCAAAGAAGCCUGCGACUGGCUGAGAGCUGCUGGGUUUCCCCAGUAUGCUCAGCUCUUUGAAGAUAUGCAGUUUCCUAUUGAUGUAAAAACUGUGUGGAAAGAUCAUGAAUUUUUAGAUGGAGAUGCAAUUGAAUCGCUCUUCAGGCGGUUGAACGCAUUGAACAAGUGUGCGUCAAUGAAAGUGGGAAUAAGCCGUCAGAGGAGACAAGUCUGCUUGGAAAACGUGAGUGAUGAAUCUGAAGAUGAUGAACCUUGUGCAAUAAGUAACAAAUGGGCUUAUGAGAGGUGCACUCAGAGAUGGUCUCGUAUUGAGAGCCUGGAAGCUUUUUCAGGAGAGGAAGGUGCUGGUGCAUCAGCCCCCUGCGUUCCGAUACUGACGAGCAUCAGCAACAAGGAUGCUGUCUUUCAGGAUCCUGGUGAGAAACAUGAGGUGUCCUCAGUUCAGAGCAUGAGCAGUGGUGACGGUGACACUGUUAGCUUCACAAAACCUUUUGAGCAUGAAGAAAACAGCACAAAUUCUUCAAGAUGUUCUUCAGUUAAAGUGACUUCACUGAACUCUGCUUUUAGCUGCUCCCCUCCUGCCAGUGAAUGUUUAACUAUUGCCAACCAGGAUAAGUCACAGUACAAAAAGAGGAAUGGCUUUCUAAAGAGAAUGGAGAAGUUGCACUUAAGGGGCUGCAGCUUAAGGAGUGGUCAGUCAAAGCCCAGACCCGCAAUAAGCGAACCUAUUCUUCUGGAAGGACUUAGUGGAGAAAAGAUGACGAUGCUGAACUGUGUAAAUAUUUCUGACCUCUCUGGCAUCCAAACAAGGAACAAUACUUCCUUUUGUCCCCAGAGCUGCAGUAGCAGCAGCCGGUCUGAAAACAGUGGCACAGCAAGCACUCAGAGUCCUGCUGUAAGACUACAAAGCUGUGAUGAAGGGAGGGUGACGUCUGCUGAGGACUUGGAUUCCAGCAAGCCCUUGCCGUGGAAUGAGGUUUCUCAGGGAAACCUGGGAAAUGACUUGGAGUUCCAAGCGGCCCAGGUGUUUCACAUACCGCAGGGCCAUAAACCUGGCACUUUCCCUGUAGCACUUUCAAACAGCUCCCUGUCUCCAGCAGAAAACUCUUCCAUCAGCUGGAGAACUGGGAGUUUUCAUGUGUGCAGGAGGAGCAGAAACAGAAGUAGUUCCAAGGACUCCAAAGCUGGCAAAGGUCCCCUUUCGUGCACAAAUAACAGGCUAAGUAUAUAUGACAACGUGCCCAAUAUCGAACUUGAGAACUUGGAGGCAGCACAAGUUGGUGAUGAUGAUGUGUUUUCAGAACUGAACAAUGUUAUAGAAGAUGUCACCGGUCUCAGAAAAUUGGUCGAUCAGUGGACAGAGAAGUUCUCAGGUGAUGGGGAUUUGAACUUUGCCAGUGACUUGACCUCUUUAUAUCCAUCCUCACUUAAAGAAAUCUGUCUUGAAACAGAGGGCUCAGAAGACAAGGCAGCAAGCCUCCCAUCCACUGAGGGACAAAGCAGCCGUGAGCUCAGCAGGAAGACCAGUUCUGCAGACCUGGCACGCACAGAGUCCGAAGACUCCAACAGGCACGAGAGGCAACACUGGUCUGUGGAAGAGAGCAUGAGCUUGGAAAGCCUUUCCAUUCAGCACGACAGCCAGACAGCUGCCCAGCUGGCCCGGACACAAAAGCUGGCUUUGUUGAAGCUCACUGCUUUGAUGGACAGAUACUCCCCUUCCAGUAAGCACGGCUGGAACUGGACUAUACCAAAGUUCAUUAAAAAAAUAAAAGCCUCUGACUACAAGGACAAAAAUGUAUUUGGGGUUCCUCUCCUUCUGAAUUACCAGCGAACGAGCCAUCCACUGCCUAACAGUAUACUGCAAGCCCUGGACUAUUUAAGAAGCCAUUUUCUUGACCAGGUUGGGCUGUUCAGGAAAUCUGGUGUUAAAUCCAGGAUUCUGUCUCUGAGAGAAAUGAAUGAAACCAACCCAAACAACGUAUGCUAUGAAGGGCAGUCGGCCUUUGACGUGGCAGACAUGGUGAAGCAAUACUUCCGAGACCUUCCCGAGCCUAUAUUCACCAGCAGCCUCUGUGAGUCCUUCCUGCACAUCUACCAAUAUAUGCCCAAGGAUCAGCAGUUUCAGGCUGUCCAGGCUGCUAUUCUCCUUCUGCCGAAGGAAAACCGAGAAGCUUUGAAAAUACUGCUGUUCUUUCUGCGCGAUGUGGUUGCCUUCGUCGAGGAAAACCAGAUGACCCCAACCAACAUUGCAGUCUGUCUUGCUCCUUCUUUGUUUCACCUCAACACCCUGAGACGGGACAGUUCAUCCUCCUUCUCCCCCUCGAGCAGCAGAUCGAGUGUGAGGAAGUGCAGCAUUGGAAAGCCAGAUCAGAGUGAGCUGUGUGAAAACCAGGCAGCAGCAGACGGCUUGUCACACAUGAUAAUGGAGUGCAACAGACUGUUUAAGUGAAGAACAAAGUCAGCAGAAGUGAAAUGGAUUGAAGCCGUGUGCAAGAACCGACGCCAUCUAUGGAUGGAAUGAGGUAUUGCAUGCAGUUCAGCAACGCACUGAUUACCAUUACAGAAGAAUAUCGACUGAGACCUCUUCAUUCCCGAUAUCAUCAAUCACUACACUUUCCU
Messenger RNA from Pogoniulus pusillus (Red-fronted tinkerbird), 3687 nucleotides. Its product is annotated as rho GTPase-activating protein 7-like. NCBI's taxonomy places the organism in Eukaryota, Metazoa, Chordata, Aves, Piciformes, Lybiidae. The coding region runs from base 1052 to 3517 and encodes 821 amino acids. Gene Ontology annotation, biological process: actin cytoskeleton organization; signal transduction; regulation of Rho protein signal transduction. The transcript is spliced from 12 exons. Gene Ontology annotation, molecular function: GTPase activator activity; protein binding. The record is from RefSeq and is a predicted model, not a curated record.